Molecule: messenger RNA, 7048 nt
Organism: Ylistrum balloti
Lineage: Eukaryota; Metazoa; Mollusca; Bivalvia; Pectinida; Pectinidae
Product: L-fucose kinase-like
Exons: 29
Coding region: 88-3399 (1103 amino acids)
Biological process (GO): GDP-L-fucose salvage
Molecular function (GO): fucokinase activity; ATP binding
Source: RefSeq, a predicted model, not a curated record
UGUGCAUUUCGUGAUCGGGACCACAUGCACGGUGUUAGUUUCAUUCUGUGAAGUAGCUGUGUCCAACGCGUCGUACAAAGAAUUGGCAUGGCGGAGAGGGUGAAGUGGACAGCCAUUGUGCUGACAUGUGCCAACAGACAAUGGGCAAACACCUUACAGACAGAGUUAGAGAUUCGUCAAGCAAAGGGGCAGAUAGACAAAGGGGUCCUUUUACUCACAGUAGAGGAUCCCAAAUCAAGUGUGGGUAGUGGAGGUGCCACCAUCAAUGCUCUCCUCACUGUCACCGAGUACCUGUCUGCACAAAAAGGAUACUCUAUCAUAAAUCCUGAUGUUCUCCAGGAAUCCAAAGUUCUCAUCCUGCACUGUGGCCGUAAUUACCCUUAUGAGCCAUGUGGUAGGGCAUUCAUUACUUUACCUGCCUCUCUUACCUCCCCUGAAUAUGAUGGUAUGACAUGUCAGUUGGACUUGCUGCUAAAAAACCUCACAGAAAAGUUGGCUGUCAAGUCCCCGCCUGGAGUUUGGGUCAGUAGUGUUGAUAUGAUACUUUCCAUUCCAGAAAAUGCAGCCAUUCCUUGGCAAGAUUCUGAUGUGUGUGUGAUCACAGUUCCAAGUACGCCAAAAUACUGUCGUGACCAUGGUGUCUAUAAGAUCAACACAGAGGGAUAUGUGACAGAUAUACUGUAUCAGAAGGACUUGGGAGGACUGGAGUGCUGUGAGAGACCUGAUGGAACUGUCCCAGUGGUGUGUUCUGUAAUCUACCUCAGUCAUGUUGUAACUGAGACCCUCCUGUCCUUUCACACAAAGCCUCCAUUGGAUGCUUGUACCUACAUGGGAGUGGACAGUGGUCAGCCCCCUAUACAGUUGUCACUCUUCUUUGAUGUCAUGUUACCAAUGACAAGUGAUGUAAAUGAGAAGGAAUUUGUAUCUGGAGGUCGAAGUGGGGUCAAGGGUCAAGCCCACCUACCUGGGUCAGACAACAUCAUUAAGACAAUGAGGUCAGCGAGACAGAUCCUAUGGCAGAAUCUACACAACUUUAAAAUAUGGGCAUGUAUGGUAGAGAAAGGAGAGUUCCAUUACCUGGUUAGCUGUCCCUUAGAUCAUGAAGCCAUCUUACUUGAUUGUCCAUACAAAAAUAACUUUCACAAAUCAGAGAUCACCUGGCAAGACAUCAACCAUUCAUUAGUACAGGACAAGUGUAAAGUAGAAGAUGAUGCCAUCCUAAUCAACAGUGUCCUCAGUGAUAAAGUGAUGGUCAGUUCCAAGUCCAUCAUCACAGACUGUCAGCUAGGUGGACGCAUGGAGGUGGGUCGGGGUUGCCUGGUAACAGGACUGUGUGUUGAUGCCCAGCUCAAGACUGACCUGAAGAAGACAGUAAAGAUCGGAGACUACACCGUUGUACAAUGCUUCAGGAUCUAUCUAAGUACACUGGAGAAAACUGUGAAUGUCCUCACUACACAUGGAAAGUUUGAUCGUGUUGAGGCCCCUAUGUACAAGAGUACGACAACUUUCUGUAACAACCCCUGGGUGGUGUUUCUGAACCUGACAGGCAUCAUCAAAGAGGAUCUGUGGGGACCCGAUGUGGACAGUGAUAACCAGACAGUUCUCAAUGCGAGACUGUUCCCUGUGUUCCACUCUUCUGAGGAACUUGGUCUGGAGGAGAUCUCAUGGCUUCAUGGAGAACUAGAGGAUACAGAUCAGACUAUCAUACGCAGAUGGCGGUCAUCCUGGAGAUUGUCACUCAAUGAUAUCCUGUCGUGUGUCAGUAUGGAAGAGGAGAUCCGCUGGAAAAAGACUUUAUUUUACAAUGUGAGUAAAAUUCACAUCAGGCGAGAUUUACUACAAAGUAGUCACCAUGGUUUUCGUUCCAUCUACAACAGUGCCCAUAUAGACGGAUUCUCACAGGAAAUUCUGGUAACACUCGACCAAGUGGCCAAGGAGUGUCAGGGAAUGCCAGGAGUUGCAGCUCGUACCCUUGCCAACAUUGCUGAUGUGUUAGGGUGUAUGGCUGCUACCAAAGGAGGCCUUAGGAGUGGACCAGCUGCCAAUAAGUCCUGGACUAGGGCCUUCCAUCAAUUGGAGAAAGGUGACCUAGCAGGAGGAAUAGAUUCCCUCGCAAAGAUCCGAGCAAGUUGGCUAGGACGACCAGACUUGUUGACUCGGGCAGCAAGACAUUACGAGGGAGCCGCAGCCAUCCUUAUCCGUCAGGCAGUCAUGACAGCCAAGGAGAACUUCAAACUGGAGUUUUGUGAUGCACCUGAUAUUGGAAAGUGGGUGAUUGCUGAAUGUCCUGCUAGAAUAGAUGUAGCUGGUGGCUGGUCAGACACGCCACCCAUAACCUACGAACAUGGUGGUGCUGUCACAAAUAUAGCACUUAAGAUCAACGGCAAGAGGCCGGUAGGAUCUAAAGUGAGGCGAAUACGAGAGCCGAAGAUUGUGAUGGUUUUGUACGGAUACAACCAGGAGGACACAAACGUCAUGUGCGAGGAGUUGUCUCACCUGGAAAACUAUUAUCAACCUCACAGUCCAGGUGCUCUCCUAAAGGCUGCCAUUGUAUGUGCUGACAUCAUCAACCUAGACUCGGAUUUGUCACUGAAGGAACAGCUACAGCGCAACUAUGGCGGUGGAUUUGAAAUUCACACCUGGUCCAACCUUCCACAGGGCUCAGGUAUGGGGACCAGCAGUAUCCUUGCAGGGGCUGUCAUGGCUGCUUUACUGCGGGCUUCUGGGAAGUCAUGUGACAGAAAGGGACUAGUACAUGCUGUAUUGUACCUGGAGCAGCUGCUAACAACAGGCGGGGGCUGGCAGGACCAAGUCGGAGGCAUCAUGGGAGGUAUCCGUAUCGGACUUUCUGACGCCAAACUUCCCAUCAGUGUAGACUCUAUAGAUCUGAAACCUUCAGAAGAUGUCAUCAAGGCCAUCAGUGAUCGUAUCAUCCUCAUCUACACUGGCAAGACUCGCCUCGCCAGGAAUCUCCUUCAGGAUGUAGUAAGGAACUGGUAUGCUAGAAACCCACAGAUUGUAGAGACAGAGGAUAACCUUGUAAAGCUGGCGCAGGAGUGUGCUAAUGUGUUUAUUGACAGCCCUACUGAUUUUGAGAAGUUGGGAAGUUGUCUCAAUAGGUAUUGGGAACUGAAGAAAUUGAUGGCCCCAGGCUGUGAAACUGAAGUAAUUGCCUCCCUUAUGAAUGUGCUUCAACCACAUGUAUAUGGCAUGUGUAUGGCUGGGGCUGGAGGGGGCGGCUUUAUGUAUGCCAUUGCCAAGGACAAUAUGCAAAGGGAGGUAAUCAAGGAUGUUCUCAGUCAUGCCAAGAUCUUUGAGCAAGUUGAGGGAGCUGAAGGUUCCGUCAUCUAUGAUGCCACUGUGGAUACAGAGGGACUUCAGGUGACUGUUGAGGAGUAAGCUAAAAGUGACAGUGGAUACAAUAUUUCAGGUGACUGUGAAGGAAUAGGGCCAGUUACUGUGAAUACAGAGGGACUUAAGAUCACAGUUUCCAUGGAUACAAAAAGACUUCAGGUGACUGUGAAGGAAUAGGGCCAGUUACUGUGAAUAUAAAGAGACUUAAGAUCACAGUUACCAUGGAUACAAAGAGACUUCAGGUGACUGUGAAGGAAUAAGGCCGCUUACUGUGGAUACAGAGGGACUUACGGUGACAGUUACCAUCGAUACAUAGAAAAUUCAGGUGAUUGUCAAGAAUAAGGCCGGUUACUGUGGAUAGAGAGAGAGUAGAAGUGACUGUCAUGGAGUAAGACAUUAUUUACUGUGGAUACAAAGGGACUCAAGGUGACAGUUGCAACGGAUACUGAAAUUCCAGGUGACUGCAUGUGUGGAGUUGAUAAAGAUGGAUACAAGGGGACUUAAUGUUACUGUCAUAUGGAGUAAGGUGACAGUUACCAAGGAUACAAAGGGACUUUGGGUAGCUUUCCUGGAGUAAGGUGACAGUUAGCAAGGAUACAGAGGGAUUUUGGGUAGCUUUCCUGGAGUAAGGUGACAGUUACCAAGGAUACAGAGGGACUUUGGGUAGCUUUCCUGGAGUAAGGUGACAGUUACCAAGGAUACAGAGGGACUUGGGUAGCUUUCCUGGAAUAAGGUGACAGUUACCAUAGGUACAAAGGACUACAUUUAAAUGUCGAUGCAUAUGGUUACAGUUACCAUGGAUACAGAGGAUUUGAAGUGACUGUCAAGGAGUCAAAAUUUACCAUGGAUACAAAAGGAUCAAAGGUGACUAGUGAGAAUGAAGUAGACUGGCAUUCAUAGAUGUUAGAAAUUUUAUAUCUGACCUUAACUGUCUCAGACAAAAACAACAAUUUGUAUGAGUUCAUGUCUGUAUGUUAUAUUAUAGUUGUAUGACAGUCAGACGGUAUGUACUGUAUAUAAAUAACUUGUGACAUUUCCUGUUGACAGGUAUGUAGUGGCCAAAUAAUGUACACAUUAAUUUAUUUGACAAUCAUGAGCAGCUUUACUGUCCCAACCAAGCUGUUUUAAUCAUUAAACAGGCUGAUAUAGUUUGUAAACCUAGAGUUGUGACAUUGAGGAACACUGCUGGACAUUGUUAUAUGUUUAAAAGUAAAAUUUGAAGGAUUUCCUGAAUCUUGUUCUCUUGUAACAUAUUGGUAAUGGGACUUAUUCAGUCAGCGUAUAAAAGGUAGUGGAAUAGCAGAUCUGGCUCAUCUUCAAAAUUUUGAUGUACAGUAAAACCCAGCUAAGUCGAACUCCUCGGGCCUGUGUCAAUAGUUCGAGGAAUACAGGGUAAUCAGAGGUUGGUCAAAAUGUAGAUCGUGUGUGAGAUAUAGUCUGUACCGCGAUGGUAUGUCUCUGGUCAUAGUAAGUAGUCAUCAAUCCGUUAACGAACAAUUACACUUGAUUGAAGUCUUAUAGAGGAGAAACAUCUCACACAUUUCAGAAUCAAUACCCAGAACUACUGUAAGAAGUCUCUGAUUGAAUACUGACGGAGUCUCGUCACUUACUUUCCUCUUCACCCUUAACUUUGGAGAAGCUGAUCCAGCUGCCCUCCCAGUAUCACUGGGCCCUUCAACACUGGAUUGCUCAGCUCUACCAUUAAAGUUAGAAAUCAUUGUGAGAGAGGUUGUGAAUGAUUUGUCAUGGUAGCGUUAUCCUUUAAUUCUCUAGCGAUCUCCUCAACAUUUUGACACUGAGCUACUCAUAAUUAGGCUUGUUCAGAUAAUGACCCCGAGUUACUCUUAUUAAAAUGCUAAUUAUCAAUUUAAAAACAUUUGCAUUAUAUUAAUUGAAGUUAAGUCUUUGAUCUCGCAAAUACCCACUCUGAUUUUUAAUUAAUGCUUGUUAUCACUAAUAUCACAGAGAGUAGCGGCGUGUCGGCUUCAGUGACUAUUUUUCUAUAAGUACUGUUUGUUUAGAUAGGCCUAAUUACGGACACAAAGAUAUGUGAAUCUAAUCAUAGAAAAAUGCGAACACAAACUCAUUGUUUAAAAGUGUAUAAAUGCCCCUUGGGGAAAAAGUCGUUUCAAUGAUACAUCAGUAGAAAAUUGUUCUGUUAUUAGUGUGUCAUUUCGUAAUUUGGUUUUACUGAAAUAAAACUUCCGGUAUAAUGUUGCAAUAUUAUUCAGUUUUUUAAGUCAUGCUAAACCACGUGUGUACUAGAAAGGUAAUGAUAAAAUUACUGCAUAAGGUGUGAAGUAUCAGCAGAAGUAGGUAAACCUGUCUUUAAUCCCUUAAUUGGCUGCUGUCAUGUCACACACCUGUGUAAACACAUGGCAGUGAUCAGUGCCAAUCAGCUCACGUUAACGCAGUCAAGUGUGACACAGAUGGAUUACAUGUUCGACGAAAACAUGGGAAUAUACUAUGGUAAUAUUAGGGAACGGGGAUAAAUAUGAGUUAGAUGAAAAGGGGGUAUUCAACGAAUAGCGGUUCGAGGAAUCCGGGAUUUUAUAACAUAGAAUAUAUAAGGAAACGGUAGGGUCCGAGCAGGCAGUUCAACAAAUAUGGGGUAUUCAAGGAAUGCAGGUUCGAGUAAGUGGGGUUUUACUGUAUAUGAAAUAUACAUAUCAUAUGGUUGUUUAAUCAGAGUACAUAGGUAAUAUUGGUAGGUUACAAUAAGUAUUCCAUGGUAUAAUUGGUUAGUUACUCAGAAUAUUAGGUGUUAAUGCUGGUUGGUUACCCAGGGUACUCUGGUAAUACUGGUUGGUAACCCUGAGUGCUCUGGUAAUUAUGGUUGGUUUCUUAGAGUACUCUGUGGUAAUACUGGUUGGUUGCACAUAGAAAUCUGUGGUAACUGUUGUUGGUUACUCUGAGUACUCUGUUAUACUGCCUGUUGGUUACCCUGGGUAUUCUGUGGUAAUAUCGGAUGCUUGCUUGAGGAAUAGAAUUUUAAGUUCACAGAUGCUGACUUUAUGAACCAACAAAGUUUUCUGUGUAAGCAGUUGAACAGGUGGGUAAUUCAGGCCCAUUAAGCCACUAUUAUGCAUUUAUUGAUAGUCAGUUGACUGUUUAGAUCUAUAGACCUCUUGCUGUUUAAACUAGAGCUAGGUUUGAAUAGAGUGGUACACAUUUGAUCUGACAUUGGGAGGUUUUAUAGAAUUAAUUGUAUUGUUGCCUAACUAUGCAGUAUGAAAAGAAAAGAUGAGUAUUUUGAGUGGAUAUUUAUGAUAUACAUUUGUUGAAGUUUUUAUAUAUAUUAACUGAGGAAUAGUGUGUUCCUUGAUAUAUGUUUACUGAUGAAGGAUGUGCGUGUUCCCUGAUAUAUGUUUACUGAUGAUAGAUGUGUGUGUUCCCUCAUAUAUGUUUACUGAUGAAGGGUGUGUGUGUUCCCUUAUAUACAUAAAUAUGUUUACUGAUAAAGGGUUUGUGUUCCCAAAUAUACUUUUAUAUAAUUUUUCUGAUGAAGGGUUUGUGUCCUCAAAUAUACUUUUAUAUAUGUUUUCUGAUGAAGGGUCUGUGUCUCCAAUAUAUAUUUAUAUAUGUUUAAGAAUGAAGGGCAUGUGUGAUCCUCAACACGCUUUUAUACUGAUUUACCGAGGGAUUGUGAUACCUUAGCUUUUACAAUUGCAAUCAUUAAUAAACAUCCAUUGUU